AUUAUACAAAUAUAUUGACUGUGCCGACUGCCACAUCGCACCAGUGAUAAUAUACGCGUAUUCAUGAAGAAACUCCGGCACCUUUCACAAAGGCCCCAUCCUGGCAUUCAGGCGUUUCCAAGACGACAAUUGAAUUUGAUACCACACCGGACGAUAUGGGCCUAAUGGCCUCCUCUCCUUCGUACAAUUUUGUAAAUUAGGAAUUAGAGUUAAAUUCAUAGUUUGUAUUUCUCACUCGUAAAAUACAAAGAACUGAUACAUUUUAGGUGGAACAUUACACGGCGGAACAUUUGUAUAAGCUUCUGUUUCCAAUUUUCUUAGGGGGGAAUAAUAAUACUGUUGCACAGUUUUUUUUGUAAUAGGCACAGCCGAAGCUUUGAAGGCAGUCUGGAAAGAGGCAGGUUUCGAUAUUGUUUAUAAUAUUUUAAAAGGAAAAUCCAACGUUGCUUGUGUGUCGCUCUCUAGUAUUAGUGGGAACUAAACGGCUUUCGGAAGACUUCUUGUCAAGGUUGGGAUAUCGUUUGACAGAAGAGAUAGCACGACAUGAUGCAAGCAUUCGCUAAGUUCAGGAACCAUUGACAGUGUUUCCCGAUCACGUAAUACGUUAAAAAAAACCAACAAAAAAACGUAACAGAAGAAGGUUACUAGUGUUUAUAAUGUCGUUUGUUUGAUUGGAAUGAUACUCCCUCUAAGCAGAACUUGUUGUGGUAAACAUCUUGUUGUUACUAGUGACGUAGAGAUUGGAUUUCAAUACCACCAACACAGAGAUGCCUGGGCUGGUGGCGUUCGGGAGGCGCUGGGGUAUUGCAAGCGACGACCUAGUGUUCCCAGUUGUCUUUGAACUGUUCAUUCGGGUGAUAUGGUGGAUUGGUAUGUUGGUUCUAUACGUCAAAAAUAAAGGGCAGUUCGUGUGCACCGGGGGAGGGUUACUGCACAGCUACCUGAUCGUUCUUCUUAUUAUCCUGUCUGUAAUCAUACUCGCACUGUCUGCGAUUGUGUAUGUCAGUAUGCAAGGUACCAUCACAAACCCUGGUCCCAGGAGGUCUAUCCCUACCCUCAUCUAUGUCCGCACCCUUCUGUAUGUGCCUGAGCUAUGCUGGGCCGUCUUAGGAGCUGUGUGGGUGUCCGAUGACAGUCCAGGCUGUGAUAAAUCUGUGGUGAACGCAGUGAUUGGGGCAGUGGUGGCGAGCUGGAUCAUCCUGUUCUUCACUGUGGUCGCUGUGUUGAUUGUGUUUGACCCGCUGGGCAGUAAAAGGCAGGGGUACCUCGACAGCCACGGGGAUCACGACCUGGAGAGCAGCGAGUCAGCUCAGCUGAUGUACACGGCACGCUCGCUGGCUGCGCGGGUGUGGGAGAGUCGCAUCAAGCUGUUGUGCUGCUGCAUCAUGCAGGAGGAAGACAACCGCGCAGCCUUCUCCAGCAUCGGCCACCUCUUCAGUGGCUUCUUCUCGGAUACUGACCUGGUUGCCAGUGAUAUCGCUGCCGGCCUGUCUCUCCUGCACCAGGAGCAGGACAAAGUGGAGAAGACCCGGGACCCAGAGGAGGUGGUGGUGUCCCCAAGCCCAGCCUCUCACAUGAGAGACGAUUUGGAUGUAGAGUUGGAGAAUGCUGCUCACUACAUGCAGUUUGCAGUGGCUGCCUACGGGUGGCCGAUGUUUGUGUUCAGCAACCCUCUGACUGGGGCCUGUAAGCUCAGUGGGGAUUGUUGCAGGAGCAGAUCUCCAGAGUACGAUAUUGUGGGCGGAGAUCACCUCGGCUGCCACUUCACAUCCAUGCUGUACACCACCGGCCUGCAGUACCGAGACUUCAUCUACAUCAGCUUUCACAACAAGAUCUACGAGAUCCCUUUCUUCGUGGCUCUGGAUCACAAGAAGGAGGCAGUGCUGGUUGCGGUCAGAGGAACUCUGUCUCUUAGGGAUGCUCUGACAGACCUGUCUGCUGACUGUGAAAACUUGCUUAUUGAAGGGGUUUCUGGACCCUGCUAUGCACAUAAGGGUAUCGUGCAAGCAGCCAACUACAUUUACAGGAAGCUUAUAAACGAUGGUAUUUUGAACCAGGCCUUCACCAUUGCUCCUGAGUACAAGCUGGUUAUCACUGGCCACAGUCUUGGAGCAGGGACGGCCGCGGUGCUUUCAGUCCUACUCAGGAGUGCCUUCCCUGGGCUGAAAUGUUAUGCCUUCUCUCCACCAGGGGGCCUGCUUAGCAAACCCCUUGCAGAUUACUCGAAAGAAUUCAUCGUGUCUGUUGUGGUUGGGAAGGACCUUGUUCCAAGGUUAAGUAUUCCCAAUAUGGAGGACCUCAAGAGAAGAAUACUCCGAAUGGUUGCAAACUGCAACAAACCAAAGUAUCAGAUCCUUUUGAGAGGCUGUUGGUACGAGGUGUUUGGUGGAAACCCAGACGACUUCCCCACAGAGCUGGAGAGCCGGAAUCAGGAUGACCUGAGCCUGCCGCUGCUGGCUGAACAGAGCUUCCUGGUGCAAAGGUCACCCUCCUACCACAGCCUGGUAUCCGAGGACUCCCCCUCUCACCUCCAGCACCCGCCUCUCUACCUGCCUGGACGAAUAUUACACAUAGUGGAGGAGAGCACAUCGAGGAGGUCCUGUUUUUCUGAAGUGAAGUAUCGUGCCGCGUGGUCGAGUGAAGCUUCGUUCUGCAGUGUUCUCAUCAGCCCCAAGAUGAUCACAGAUCACAUGCCUGACCUUGUCCUCAAAGCUCUGAACAGCCUGACACAGGACAGUCCCUUCAUUUUCUGUCCAACGCCUCGAAACAAUGCAAGCAAUUUAAAUGUGAUAUGAAUGCCAACAACUACUUUCUGCUGAAUUAUUUAUUGUUGUGGAUUCAGAUGUGUAUUUUCUUUUUAAAAUGUCUAUUUAAACUAAAGGGGGGAAUCAUAGCCUACAAACAGGUCUGCUUUUUUUAUUAGUUAUGCCCUCAUCUAUAUAUAUACACACAUACAGUACAAUUGAUUUAUUCAGUAAAAGCUUGUUUAUUCAGUAAAAUAAUGUACGGUAAUUGUAAAAAGUUUAGACAUUUUAUUUUAGGCAUACCGAUUUGGUUGACGUGCAGUGCAUAUUAAAUUAUAUCAUUUAUGAGAUGCAGGGCUA
Molecule: messenger RNA, 3104 nt
Organism: Acipenser ruthenus (sterlet)
Lineage: Eukaryota; Metazoa; Chordata; Actinopteri; Acipenseriformes; Acipenseridae
Gene: daglb
Product: diacylglycerol lipase, beta
Exons: 15
Coding region: 768-2795 (675 amino acids)
Biological process (GO): lipid metabolic process
Source: RefSeq, a predicted model, not a curated record